Pygocentrus nattereri (red-bellied piranha) is the source of this 1364-nucleotide messenger RNA. It is a transcript of the gene mrpl17, whose product is annotated as mitochondrial ribosomal protein L17. The transcript has 3 exons. Lineage: Eukaryota; Metazoa; Chordata; Actinopteri; Characiformes; Serrasalmidae. Gene Ontology annotation, molecular function: structural constituent of ribosome. The record is from RefSeq and is a predicted model, not a curated record. Gene Ontology annotation, biological process: translation. Bases 220 to 720 code for a protein of 166 amino acids. Gene Ontology annotation, cellular component: mitochondrial large ribosomal subunit; ribosome.
CCGGAUGUUUCCGCUGCUAGUGACAGUAAGGUUACUUCAGCUGCUUGGUAGCCCACAUGACUGGCUUGCAGCAGUGUAGUUUUUAAGAUAAGCCUAAUUUUAACCCUGAUAUCUCGGGAUAGAAUACCUCAAAUUUAUUUUCUUCUGAGAAAUUUAUACCUAAAAGUAGAGGGUGUUGUAUUGCGAGUGAGAAAGUGGUCCUCACGAGUCUCCAGAGAAAUGCAUCUCACACUUCGAGCUUUGAUAUCUCAUGGACGGGUGGCCCGUCGAAUGGGUCUUGGCCCCGAGUCCCGAAUUAAUAUGCUUCGGAACAUCCUCACGGGUUUGGUUCGACACGAGAGGAUAGAGACCACCCGAGCUCGAGCUGACGAGGUUCGGUUCUACGCGGAAAAGUUGAUUGACUAUGCCAAAAAAGGAGACACUAAUGAAAAGUCGAUGAAAAUGGCAGAUUUUUGGCUCACGGAGAAAGACUUGAUUCCAAAGCUUUUCAAAGUUCUCGCUUCAAGGUUUGAAAACCAGUCAAGUGGAUAUACACGGAUGGCCCGUCUACCAAACAGAGAAAAUCUGGACCGUGCUGCUAUGGCUGUUAUUGAGUAUAAAGGCAACCCUUUCCCACCUCUGUUUCCUGUUAAGAAGGAAAACGAACUGAACUUGGUUAACCAACUUCUAAAAGGCUACAGAGAAGAGAGAGCCCAGCUGACUGCUGAAAAUAAUUCAUAGUAGAUUCCCUUGUCACUUUUACAUCAAUAUUUAAUCAUGUAUGUAGAAAAAAAGUUAAAACAUCAAGUUAAUACUUUUAACUUAAUAAACUAAAUAAACCUCUUGGGUGUAUAUCUUGAUUGUACACAUACUUUGGGUAUGAAGUGCUGAAACUGACUGACACUUGUAGCAUGAAUAGCAGUACAUCUUGUUGCUUAUUGUUGAGUAUAUUUGUUACAUCGUGUAUCAAAAAUGUUGAGGAUGGCAGGGGUUCCAGGACUGAUGAUAAGGAUUAAAAGUCCUUUUUGUAACAGAGCAUAUACCAAGAAAUACCAAGUUCCCUGUAGCAUUGCUGUGGUCCAUCUAACUUCUUUGGCCUUUCCACAAGUAGGUGGGAAUCAAUAUUCGAUGCAUGUAACAGAGGAAAGGUAAUCUAGUUCAGAAACAAAAGAAAAGUGAAGGGAGCCAUCACAAUCAGAUAUCACUGGUUUUCAUUUCCAAGUAUAUAUUUGGAGGUUCUUUCAACAGUUUUUUCUGCAUUUGCAAAAUUGUUCUUUAAAAUUCCUCCAUUGAAAGGAACAAUAAAUAGAACUAAAGUAAUUGAACAAUUGUCCCUGUGUGAAAACAAUUCAGACACAUGAGACGUAUUAUUAAACCAGACUAGU